UUUUCUGUGUUUUUAAUUAUUCGUAGGCAGCUGAGCGCACUUUUAUUGUUGACUACGAACGUAACGAGUUCCUAAAAGACGGCCAAGUAUUUCGAUAUGUAUCCGGUUCGCUACACUAUUUUAGAGUUCCUAAACCUUAUUGGAAGGACAGAAUUCAGAAAAUGUAAGCAGCUGGUUUAAACGCUGUAUCGACUGAAAAUUAAAUUUCUUCAGUUUUAUUUUAUCGAACAACAAACAUCCAGAUAUAUAAUAAUUUUGACAAAUAAAUUGUUAAUUCAACUGCUUAUACCUUCAGACUUUAAAUAUAAUACAAAUAUAUAAUAUGGGUUUAUUGUCUGAAAAUGAUGAAACACAAUCGUUGAUAAAAAAACGAAAAGUGACGUGGUACCAAAAAUUGUCAAAGUGUCCUUACAUUGCUGUAUUAUUUGGUAUUUUGUUACUGACUUUUAUUUAUAUUAUAUACCACGUUUUAAUAAGAAAUGGACCAGAAUCCAAAGAAACACCAAAGGUAGCAGAGCGAACUUUUAUUGUUGAUCAUGAACGUAAUGAGUUCCUAAAAGACGGCCAAGUAUUUCGGUAUGUAUCCGGUUCGCUUCACUAUUUUAGAGUUCCUAAACCUUAUUGGAAGGACAGAAUUAAGAAAAUGAAAGCAGCUGGUUUAAAUGCUGUAUCGACUUAUGUAGAAUGGAGUUUACAUGAACCUUAUCCAGGUGUAUAUAAUUUUGAGGAUAAUGCUGAUUUAGAGUAUUUCCUGAAAUUAGUUCAAGACGAAGGAAUGUAUUUGUUGCUCAGACCUGGACCAUUUAUAAGCGCUGAAAGAGAUUUUGGUGGAUUCCCAUUUUGGUUAUUGAACGUGGUGCCAAAAAAUGGUCUGAGAACUAAUGAUCCAAGCUAUAAAUAUUAUAUUGCUAAAUGGUUUGAUAUACUUAUGCCUAAAAUCGUUCCUUUUUUAUACGGAAAUGGUGGAAAUAUCAUCAUGGUUCAAGUAGAGAACGAAUAUGGAUUUUACUACGCGUGUGACCAUCAGUAUAUGAUAUGGUUACGAGAUUUGUAUAAAAGUUACAUUAAAUCUAAAGCUUUACUUUACACAACCGAUAUGUGUGGAGAUUCAUACUUCAAAUGUGGUACUGUAGCUGAUGUUUAUGCUACCGUGGAUUUUGGCCCUUGGAACACCGAUGUUAAUCAAUGUUUUCAACACAUGAAAGAAUUUCAAAAUGGAGGACCGCUAGUUAACUCUGAGUAUUAUACUGGUUGGGGGUACUAUUGGGGUUCACCGUUGCAAUUCAUAAGUUCUGAUAUAUUUUUGUCUGCCAUGAAAGAAAUGUUAGCUUUGAAUGUAUCCUUCAAUAUUUAUCCUUUCCACGGAGGGACAAAUUUCGGGUUUACGACUGGUUCCGCCAAAAAAAGUAAUGAACAUUUUAAGCCAACAAAAACCUCAUAUGAUUUCACUGCCCCACUGAACGAAGCUGGAGAUCCGACCGAAAAGUACUUUAAAAUUCAGAAAUUGCUCAAAGAAACUAAUUUUCUAGUAUCAAACGAUAUAUCACCCGUUCCAGCACCCAAAGGUUAUUAUGGAACACUCAAAAUGCAGCAUCUGGUUAGUAUUUUCGAAAAGGUCACGCAACGGAUAAAACCGGUGGAAAGCGAUGUUCCA
Messenger RNA from Acyrthosiphon pisum (pea aphid), 1654 nucleotides. Its product is annotated as beta-galactosidase. Gene Ontology annotation, molecular function: hydrolase activity, hydrolyzing O-glycosyl compounds. NCBI's taxonomy places the organism in Eukaryota, Metazoa, Arthropoda, Insecta, Hemiptera, Aphididae. The record is from RefSeq and is a predicted model, not a curated record. Gene Ontology annotation, biological process: carbohydrate metabolic process. The annotation marks the transcript as partial. The transcript is spliced from 10 exons.